AUGCCAGCUUUCCAUUCUACUUUUCUAGCGGACCCAGCUACUGAUCGUUUCGUGGGUAACUUUGCACUACUUCCAUUGAAUACGAAAUAUAGAGGACCAGCUUACCAGUCCAAUUCAGACUACGAUAUUAUCGAUGAAUGUCUAGAUCUUUUCCGUGCCAAUUCCUUCUUUAAGAACUUUGAGAUCAAAUCCCCAGCUGAUAGAAUAUUAAUCUACGGCAUUCUAUUCAUAAACGACUGUUUGGCAAAUUUGAAUUUAUCGACUAGUUAUAACGAAGCUGUUAAGAAAUUAAUGAAUCUAGGUUUAGAUAGCUUUGCUAUCCCAGGCACUCCAGGUUUCCCAUUGAACACUGUCUACUCCAUUCCAUUGGACAACCCAGCAGAUGUGGAGCUUUUAAAAAGUUAUAUCCAACAAUUCCGUCAAGAACUGGCUAUGAGAUUGCUAGAAAGAGUGUAUAAAGAUAACAGAGAAGUGCCUUCGAAGUUCUGGUUGGCAUUCACUAGAAGGAGAUUCAUGAACAAGUCGUUAUAA
This is a messenger RNA of Kluyveromyces lactis, 531 nucleotides long. It is a transcript of the gene ARC18, whose product is annotated as Arc18p. Lineage: Eukaryota; Fungi; Ascomycota; Saccharomycetes; Saccharomycetales; Saccharomycetaceae. The record is from RefSeq and is a predicted model, not a curated record. Gene Ontology annotation, cellular component: cytoskeleton; Arp2/3 protein complex. Bases 1 to 531 code for a protein of 176 amino acids. Gene Ontology annotation, molecular function: actin filament binding. The transcript has a single exon. Gene Ontology annotation, biological process: Arp2/3 complex-mediated actin nucleation; regulation of actin filament polymerization.